AGGGCAAGCAGAUGGCUAAAUGCUUUUUGUUUUUUAACACUCUCUUUUUUUUGUUGUUGUUGUUGUUUUAUAGCUUUCAUGAAACAGAGAAGAAUGGGGCUUAAUGAUUUCAUUCAGAAGAUAGCCACAAACUCCUAUGCAUGCAAGCACCCUGAAGUACAAUCUAUCUUGAAAAUCUCCCAGCCUCAAGAGCCUGAACUUAUGAACGCUAAUCCGUCUCCUCCGCCCAGUCCGUCACAGCAGAUAAAUCUUGGCCCAUCAUCCAACCCACAUGCCAAGCCAUCAGACUUUCAUUUCUUAAAAGUUAUUGGAAAAGGAAGCUUUGGAAAGGUUCUUCUUGCACGGCAUAAGGCGGAAGAGCAGUUUUAUGCUGUUAAAGUCCUACAGAAAAAAGCAAUCCUGAAGAAGAAGGAGGAAAAGCACAUCAUGUCAGAGCGCAAUGUCCUGCUGAAAAAUGUGAAACACCCCUUCCUGGUCGGACUUCACUUCUCCUUCCAAACUGCAGACAAACUGUAUUUUGUCCUGGACUACAUCAAUGGCGGAGAGUUGUUCUACCAUCUCCAGAGGGAGCGUUGCUUCCUGGAGCCAAGGGCCCGAUUUUAUGCUGCUGAAAUUGCCAGUGCGUUGGGCUACCUGCACUCCCUGAACAUUGUCUAUCGUGACUUGAAGCCAGAGAAUAUUCUACUUGAUUCGCAGGGGCACAUUGUUUUGACUGACUUUGGACUCUGCAAGGAAAACAUAGAGCACAAUGGCACAACCUCCACCUUCUGUGGCACACCUGAGUACCUUGCUCCUGAAGUUCUUCACAAGCAGCCCUAUGACAGGACUGUGGACUGGUGGUGCCUUGGAGCAGUCUUGUACGAGAUGCUUUAUGGCCUGCCGCCUUUCUACAGCAGGAACACAGCAGAAAUGUAUGAUAACAUCUUGAACAAACCUUUGCAACUGAAGCCAAAUAUUACCAACUCUGCUAGACAUCUCCUGGAAGGCCUUCUGCAGAAAGACAGGACAAAGAGGCUUGGUGCCAAGGAGGACUUUACGGAGAUUAAGAAUCACAUCUUCUUCUCCCCAAUUAACUGGGAUGAUCUUAUUAAUAAGAAGAUUACCCCCCCUUUUAACCCAAAUGUGAGUGGCCCCAAUGACCUGCGGCACUUUGAUCCUGAAUUUACAGAUGAGCCAGUCCCCAGCUCUAUUGGCCAGUCUCCAGACAGCAUCCUCAUCACCGCCAGCGUCAAAGAAGCUGCUGAGGCUUUUUUGGGCUUCUCAUAUGCCCCACCUGUGGACUCUUUCUUGUGAACAUUUUUCUUUCUUACUUUUUUUUUAAUAAUAAUAACUAUUAUU
Molecule: messenger RNA, 1338 nt
Organism: Meleagris gallopavo (turkey)
Lineage: Eukaryota; Metazoa; Chordata; Aves; Galliformes; Phasianidae
Source: RefSeq, a predicted model, not a curated record